This is a messenger RNA of Aedes aegypti (yellow fever mosquito), 2132 nucleotides long. RefSeq lists its product as uncharacterized. Lineage: Eukaryota; Metazoa; Arthropoda; Insecta; Diptera; Culicidae. The record is from RefSeq and is a predicted model, not a curated record. The transcript is spliced from 3 exons. Bases 260 to 2020 code for a protein of 586 amino acids. Gene Ontology annotation, molecular function: protein binding.
AGCCUUCUCUCCGUUCCCCUUCAUAACAAACGGUUGGUUUGUGUAAAUCCAGCACCGUGUGCACGUUUCAUUCGUUUCAUCGCAUCCAGAGUCGUAGACGUUAUCCGGUAGAUUUAUAUGCUUAUGGUGCAUUUGUGUCCGGAUCAUAUUUCCGUUAUCAAAUACAGAUUGUGAAGUGAAAGUGGACGUAUUUGAGCGAAUCAAGUCCAUCCCGUCGAAUUGUUUGAACCGGUUUAACCCGCGGAACUGCUGCAGAAGGAUGGAUGCGCUAACCGAGUUACUCUACGCCUAUAUGGCCGCCCAGCAGAGCCAAUCGCCCUCAAAUUUGGCCCAUGCCCUUCGUAUCAAUCAGAAGCCCAUGUCCCUGUACACGACCGAGUUCCUCCGCCUGGCUCCGCAUUUGGCCAAGUCCGAUGUGGUCGCCUAUCGGAACUAUGUGCUGAAAAAUGGUCCCUUCAUCGAUGAAACGGUCGCUCCCGAUUUGAUCAAGAGCAACAAAAGGGCGGCCGAUGUUCGCCAAGCAGGAAAUCGGCACUUCCUGGCCAAAGAUUACCUCGAAGCGCUGGAAAAGUACAACGAGAGCAUUUGCUGGGCGGAUGGGCCCGAUUCGGAGGAUUUGGGAAUCGGUUACGCUAAUCGAUCGGCAAUCUACUUCGACAUGGGGGAGUACGAGCUCAGUUUGGCCAACAUUGCUCUCGCUAAGAAACACAAUUAUCCGGAACGCUUGAUGCCCAAGUUGCUCACGAGGGAGCAUAACAGCAAGGAGAAGAUUGCCACCGGCCAUUCCAAGUUGGCAAUGCGAUGUCCUUCGCUCGCAAUGAAAGUCGAAUCCCAUCCUAAGCGCCCCUUUAUGGCUGCCGGCAUUGUCCAGAAGGAAUUGCCCAUCUACGGGAGGUCUCUGGUGGCGGAGCGCCCAUUCAAAGCAGGUGACGUGAUCCUGCAUGAAAAAGCCUGGAUGGCAGCGAUUAGUCCAGAGCUCAAGUACCAGAAUUGCAAUCGCUGCUCGAUCGCUAACUUCCACAGCUUGAUUCCAUGUCCGAACUGUGUUUCGAUCAUGUACUGCAGCGAGAAGUGUCUGGAAGAGGACUUGAAGUACAGUCACAGAUUCGAGUGUGGCAUAAGUGAGAAGCUGCAUCACAUAUCCUACGGAAGCAGUCGAAUUUUAAUGGGUCCCCGAGCUUUCUUCUAUGGGUUGACCCUUUUCAAGGAUAAUCUGGAAGAUAUGAUGAAAUUCUGUGAAGCGAAUGGCAGAGAUGGAGCAGAUCCGUUGACCUUGGAUUACUCGAACUACGACCCGUUGGAGGAAUUCAAAAUCUUCCACAAAGUAAAGCUUCCGACUAACAAUUUCCUGUACGAGGAUUCAUUCCGGUUCUACGCGGCCGUUUACUACUCAGUCUACAUGAAGCAUCCACUUGUGCGCUCCCUCGUCGUCACCAAACCCCAGAAAGACUUCAUGCUUCGGUCCUUCCUGGACUACACGCGUAUCAUCGGGUUCCUAAUCAUUGGACCCCGACAGAACUUCACCAACCAGCUCUUCUCGAUUGCUUCCGUCUGUAACCAUUCCUGCGACCCGAACACGCUUGCGGCCGUCCAUUUUGACCAGCUCAAGCUCAUCGCCCUCCGACCCAUAGCAGCGGACGAGCAGAUUCAAAUCUCCUACGGACCCCUGGCCAUCAAGAACACCGAUAACGAACGGCGCCAAACGCUCACCAUGUACCACUUCGAUUGCAUUUGUGACUCGUGUGACGCGGCCAAGGCGCGCCGCAAGAAGGCAGCCGGCAAGAAACUCCCACCGGUCCCGCUCAAACAUCUGAUGGCAUUGAACCAGCUGCUCGAGGAUGGUGACGCGGACGAUGCGGCCAAGUUGACCAUGCUGCAGCAGUUUGCUAACCGGUACAUGUACACAUACCCUGGGGAGAACUACAUGGACAUGAUAGACAUCUACCGGAAAGUCCUGGCCAUUACGUUCACCAAAGAGAUGGAGGACCAUAGGCGCAACAUUGCUGUUAAAAUGGCUUGAUUUCUCCGAUGAUUUACGAUUAUUGCAAUUGUUUCUUUUUUUUAAUGUUCAGAUGGAUUGGAAUAAUUUGCAACUUGCAAACUUUUUGUUGAAUAAACUCGUUGAAACUCAA